AUGGAUUGCAACGCCACCCCCAACUACUUCCCGAAAUUCCUCACCCUCCCUCUCGAAAUCCGCGAGCUCAUCUACAGCUUUGCCCUCCGCGCCGAUAGACCAAUCGCGCCACUCCUCUGCCAUACCUCCAACGGCAAUCAUGUAAAGUUUCACCAUAACGACCCUCUGCCCGCUAAUCAUGGCUCUAUCGGCGCCCUCUUCGGCGUCACACGCGCCAGUAAGAAACUGCGUGCCGAAUCCUUCGACAUCUUCUACACCGCAAAUACCUUUUUCGUCGAUAGGGAAACCAUGACGUAUUUCUCGCGGCUGGAAUAUCUGGGGCGGUUCCACUUGGUGAGGCAUGUGCAGUUCAAUAUGGACCGCUUGAAGGUACAUAGGGUUCCGGGGAUGCUGAGGUGCAUGAAUACGUUUCUCAAAGAAGCAGAUGUGUAUGAAAGGCAGUUGGGAGAGGGCAGACAUGUGGGGGAGUCUGCAGAGACCUUGAGGGCGCAUCCGCAGUGGAAGUUUUGUGGAGUGGCGCGUUUGAAUCCGCUUAUCACGUUGAGGAAGUUGGCCGAGUUGAGAGAGGAGAAUACGACUACGACUACGGCUUCGACGACCACAACUCCAAACCUCCGAGUCGUCCUUCCGCUGCCCUCCUCCGCCCUGAAGACCCACCCAAACCUAACCUACUUCCCCCUCAUCCUCUCCAGCCUCGGAAUCUCCCUCCACACAGUCUCUAACCCCUCUCUCCCCGACCCUAAGCCUACCCCCUUCUACGCAACCUACAUGCACAAUCCCCCUUGCCCCAUCCACACCUAUACCUGGCACCAGUUCUACCAAAAGAAGGAUUUCGCCCCAUCGACAAUACCGUACGUCAGCCCAUUAGGUCCAGACGGCCAGACAGUCGCGUAUAGGAGUGCGUUGGCGUUGAAUCCGCAGCUCGAGCAGGAGAGUAGACCCAGAAAGUGUAUUUUCAGCAGGUCGAGGUGUGGAGGGGGCUUGUUGGAAUGGGUGGACGUAUGGACGGAGGGUGGGGGUAUUAUGGGGGAUGCGUGGUUUUGA
Molecule: messenger RNA, 1044 nt
Organism: Pyrenophora tritici-repentis Pt-1C-BFP
Lineage: Eukaryota; Fungi; Ascomycota; Dothideomycetes; Pleosporales; Pleosporaceae
Source: RefSeq, a predicted model, not a curated record